AUGGUGUAUGCAGAACUUGCGCCACCAGUUCAAAAGCAGCCAAGAGCCAACCGGAAGCGUGUAGAUAGCAUUACUUUAGUCAAUAUAGCUCAGUACUUCCAUCUUCCAAUCAAAGAAGCGUCAAAGGCUCUCAAGAUUGGAGUGAGCGCACUGAAGACAAAAUGCCGGCAAUAUGGGAUACCUCGCUGGCCUCACCGGAAAAUCAAGUCCCUUGACUCUCUCAUUCAUGACCUUGAGUAUGUGCUGACAACAGAGGAUGGGCAUCAGGACGAGUGGCUUCAGAAUAAGAAUGCUGCUGCAAUAAAAGCCCUCAAAGAGAAAAAGAAGUUGCUGGAGAGUGAGAAGGAGGCUAUACGACAGAAGCCGGCCUUGGACCUGAGGACAGAAACCAAGCUGUUCAGGCAACUUGUUUUUAAGAGGAAAAACAAUGCAAGGCUCAAAGUGAAGGACUAA
Messenger RNA from Setaria italica (foxtail millet), 453 nucleotides. RefSeq names its product protein RKD5. The record is from RefSeq and is a predicted model, not a curated record. Gene Ontology annotation, molecular function: DNA-binding transcription factor activity. Bases 1 to 453 code for a protein of 150 amino acids. Lineage: Eukaryota; Viridiplantae; Streptophyta; Magnoliopsida; Poales; Poaceae. The transcript has 2 exons.